Molecule: messenger RNA, 5313 nt
Organism: Sclerotinia borealis F-4128
Lineage: Eukaryota; Fungi; Ascomycota; Leotiomycetes; Helotiales; Sclerotiniaceae
Source: the annotation of a GenBank genome assembly
AUGUCUACGUCGGGUUCCCUCUCCAUGUCAGACAGUGACCCCGCUCCAGACGUCAUGAACGAUCCUUUGUAUGCGACCAAUACUACAAAUGGGGAGGAUGAAAAUGGCGACCCAGAUACUUGCAGGAUAUGUAGAGCGGAGGCAACGGAAAAGGAACCUCUAUUCUAUCCUUGCAAAUGUAGUGGGAGUAUCAAAUUCGUUCAUCAAGAUUGUUUGAUGGAAUGGCUAUCGCAUUCGCAGAAGAAACACUGUGAGCUGUGCAAAACACCUUUUCGAUUCACCAAGCUAUACUCUCCCAAUAUGCCACAGUCAUUACCUACUCGUGUUUUCCUGAGACAUUUUGCUCUUCAUAUCGUCAAGAAUACGGCUACAUAUUUGAGGUUUCUCCUGGUGAUUUUCGUUUGGCUCAUAGCCCUCCCGUUUUUUAUUCGACAAGUAUGGCGAUUUUUAUUUUGGUUUAGUGAUGGAGGCACACCAGCUCGGAGUUCUACAAACAACUUUAGACGGAAUGAAACCGCUUCACAAGCGCUGGAAAUUGCCCGCGAGCUUGUCAAUUAUGCUUGGGAUGGGACCACUCCCGUUACGCCACUCAAUGCUAGUCAAACUUCACCCGCUAGAAUUGGGGGUGUCAUGGAAAAGCUUAUGGGUAUUAUAAUGCCUAUUUCUCAAACACUCAAUAUCAGUAGUUCGGACCCUCUUACAGCUGGUUUCUUCAAGUCUCUUUAUUACGGCUUUGGUCUGACAAGUGCGGUACCCUUAGAUGCCUCGAUGAACAAUACGGGGAUUGUGUCGAUGACACUCCUAUCUAGCGCUCAGGGACACUCGCUCUUGAGCAAUGUCUCUUUCUUGGGAAAUAUGACUAGGGUCCCAUGGCUUAAUCAAGUCAUCGUUGACAUCGCUGAGGGUUAUAUCAUAACUUUAAUAAUUGUGGUUACUUUUAUCCUCGUAUUUUUGAUCCGAGAAUGGGUAGUCCAACAACAACCUGUAAUCAAUAUGGGUGCAGCAUUCAAUGCAAAUAUGGCUGCCGGGGGGGCGCCAAGAAUUCAAGAACAGCUUCCCCAGGAAGACUUAGCGAUCGACGUUCAUGACCUGCAAGCAGAGAUGGAGGAACGGAUCCGAAUGAGAGAGCGACUGGAUGACAUUUUCGCCCGUGCUCAAAGAGGUGGAAACAACACUGACGAACAUGGUGCUCGACUGGCUGUGCCGGCAGAGAGGCCCGAUACGAAUGGCUUUCCACCCUUUAACUUUAACUUUGAACCCACUCCGGCAGCUGAACUUGACGAAUUAGGAAUCAUCCCUUGGACGCUGAACCAGCAGCGGGAUCUUUCUGGCCCGCAGGUUCAGCUUACUGAUCAAUUCUCAGCCAUAUGGCGACGAGCCGGGGGUGACCCUAGAGAAGUGUUGAAAAUAAUCGACCAGGAAGGGCUAGCAGACCGAAUGCAAUACUGGGUUGAUGCCAUGAACGUACGGUUACAAGAUGGGAAUUUUCAAGCAAAUAUCCGUCUUGGGUCAGCUGCCGAAUUAGCCAGCAGCAGUAGAGUUCCAGUGCAAUCAGAUACACUUCAAACUACCGACAUGGGCAAUGCAGACGAUCCAAGAACGGUGAUAAAGGCGGACAAGGACAGUGUCAGCUCAGACAGUUGGGAGGAGGUACCAAGAUCUCUUCAGAUAGGAAAUAGGAACAUUCCGGCGUCAAAUGGAGAAUCUAGCGAGGACUCGAGACGGAUUUCAUCAAGCAGCGGCGAUAAGGAUGAAUUAUACAUGACAUCGGAGCAUUGGCGAAGGGAUAAAACCAGCGACUCGGAUAUUCCAGGCGAAACUGAAACCAAGUACCCGAUGAUAUCGGGCGGACGAACCCCUGCAGUCCCUAAUCGAGAGCCACAUCCCCUUCCACUUUCUCAAAAUAGACCCAGAGCUAUCUCAGAUGUACCUCACUGUCGAGACAAAUCACCGUUGGGUCGUAAUAAUUGGGCUUUCUCCAAUCUUCCCGAUGAAGAUUUCAGUGACCAAAACCUCAGUUGGCCCCAGGAGGAUAAAAAGCUUAACGACGGUGAUAUGGUUUCAAUGGCCCGAAAGGCAGUAGAAGAGUUGGACUUGCACCACGGAGUGACUUCGGAUUCUGGUGUUGGUCCUAGUAACACGCAAUCACCUUCAUACACUAGAGAUGUUCAGGAUUACGACCAGGAUUAUAAUGGGCCACUGGAGAUAGUCGGCGAAGAUGGUGUAAUUCGAACGGCCGAGACUUGGGAAGAUGUCUUCGAGAACAAUCCCAUCUCAGAUGACGAAGAAUACGAGGACGAUUCCGAGGGAUUGGAAGAAAUUCCAUUUACUCCGGAUGCUAUUCUACCGCCCCAGCGAGAAGGCCUUGCCCCACCUCAUCGACCAGCAGAACCUGAAGGUAUCGCUGGCAAUGUUGCGGAUUGGAUGUGGGGCAGACCUGACGGCGCUGCACGAGAAGACGAUCUCGGUGUGAAUGAUGAGCAUGUGAUCGAGGAUCUUGCUGCUGAGGCCCCAUUCGUUCCAGCUCGUCGCGAUGGCUUCAAUCACAGAGAUGAUGAAGAUGAAGACGAUCCCGAUGUACGUGAUGCUGUCAUUGCCGCAGGUUUAGAUCCCGAAGCAGACAUUGAAGAUGGUGAAGAUUUUGAUGGUAUCAUGGAACUCAUCGGUAUGCGAGGUCCAUUGUUUGGCCUCGUUCAGAACGCCAUCUUUAGUGCUUUUCUUCUAGGAAUCACCAUAGGGAUUGUCAUUUGGAUUCCGUAUAACAUUGGUCGCAUAUCUAUCCUCCUCUUGGCAAAUCCUGGUCCAGCAUUCAAGCUUCCUCUUCGAUUCAUCUUUGGGGCUGCAGCAUUUGUGCAAGACACUGCAUUGGUGGUCUUGGGACUUUUAUCGUAUUGUUUCAUUGCUAUCGCUCAGGUCCCGUUACGUUUACUUGCCCUUUCCAGCUCACGACUAGGACAUGAUGCUCUAAGGUUAUCUCAAGCUGCCUUUGAACGCGUCAUGAAUGGGACCUUUGAUAGUAUCAUCCAUAUCGCAGAUUCUGAAAUAUUUACGUUUUCAGCUGCCUCUCAUGAAGCUCUUAUGAUGAUCAAGUCUAAUUUCUUGGGUAUACUGACAUGUAUUGGAAACGGAUUUGUAUUUCUGUUAUCGGGAAGUUAUCAAGUGACUCUCGCACAUCUCGGAAACUUCACAACUUCACUCUUCAAUUCCGUUGCAUCCUUUCUAUUUGGAAUACCCACAUUUUUGGCACGACCCGAUUCCUGGGUCAUCAGUCUAGAAGUACCCGGGCGGUUAGCACCAUUGGAUCCUGCUUUAAGCGUUUGGGGUGGCCUAGACCGAAUGUGGGCUACCUUAGCAGGCUUCUCUACCCUUGCUGUAUUAGGUGCUCUCUACGUUAAGAAAGGUACACCAUUUUCGACAGAGCCAGGCAAUGUACAAGAUGUGGAAAACGGGGUGAUUGAUAUGCUCAACCAAGCAGGAGGAGUCAUGAAGGUUAUUUUCAUCAUCAGCAUCGAGAUGCUCGUCUUCCCAUUGUAUUGUGGCCUUCUCCUCGAUGCAGCUCUAUUGCCGUUGUUCGAAGGAGCUACUAUCAUAUCCCGUCUCAGCUUCACUGCCCGGGCGCCACUUACUUCCAUAUUUGUACAUUGGUUUGUUGGAACAUGUUAUAUGUUUCAUUUUGCCUUAUUUGUGUCGAUGUGUCGGAAGAUAAUGCGAAAGGGAGUUUUACACUUCAUUCGUGACCCCGAUGAUCCGACAUUUCAUCCGGUUCGUGAUGUAUUGGAACGAAAUGUGACAACACAACUUCGAAAGAUCUUGUUUAGCGCUUUAGUUUACGGUGCUCUAGUCGUUAUUUGUUUGGGCGGAGUAGUUUGGGGACUUGCAUUCGCAUUCAAGGGUGUUCUUCCGAUACAUUGGUCCUCGAAUGAACCGGUGCUGGAGUUCCCUGUUGAUCUUCUUUUUUAUAACUUCUUGAUGCCUCUGGCAGUCAGAUUCUUUAAGCCUUCUGAUGGCUUGCAUUCGAUGUAUAGCUGGUGGUUCCGUCGGUGUGCUCGAUGGUUAAGGUUAACCUGGUUCAUGUUUGAUGAAAGGAAACCGGACGAGGAGGGUCAAAUCGUUCGCCGAUCGUGGAAGGAGUAUUUCGUAGCCGCUAAGCCUCAACCACUGGAAGACAUCAGCGAUGAUGAUACUCAUCUCAUACACAAUGGACGAUAUGUAAGAGCUCCGGCAUCGGAUCAAGUCAAGCUUCCAAAAGGUACCAAGACGUUUCUCGAGGUAGAUCGAGACAACAACCGUCUGGAUGGUGUCGAGGACAGUUUUGAUGGUGUUCAUGGCCGGAAUCGAGAGAACUAUAAGUUGGUCUACGUACCACCUUGGUUCCGCUUAAGAAUCCUGACAUUCAUCCUUUCCAUAUGGCUUUUCGCUGCAGCAACAGGAGUUUCCUUCACCAUCGUCCCUCUGGUGUUCGGGAGAUACAUCUUCGCGAAGAUUAUCCCAGCAGAUGUUCGUAAGAAUGAUGUCUAUGCUUUCUCCAUUGGAAUCUACAUACUGGGUAGCGCACUUUAUGCUCUCAUAAAUCUUCGAACCGGUUUGGCGAAACUUCGCAAUGCGCUUUAUAUCAAUGGAGACACACCAGCCAUUGUAUUCACCCGCAUAGUGAAAAUUACUGCCCGUGUAGCGCGAAUUUUAUGGACUUACACAGCUUUCAUCCUCGUACUUCCUACCCUCUUUGCUUUGCUCAUGGAAUUCUAUUUGAUUAUUCCUAUGCAUACUUAUUUCUCUCAAGAAGAAAAACAUGUGGUUCACUUUGUGCAAAGUUGGACACUGGGGCUUUUGUAUGUUAAGUUGACUACUAGAAUCAUUCUAUGGCAUGAGGGCAGUCGACCAGCGGAAGCACUACGUGCCGUCACCCGGAAUGGUUACUGGGAUCCGGAUGCAAGGCUAGCUACGAGAUCUUUCAUUUUCCCAGCCAGCUUUGUACUUUUAAUAGCUCUCGGCGUUCCCUACGGACUUGCUCAACUGGCAACCAAAACAUUUUGGAGAGAUGGUACGCAGUUGGAAUUGAUACAGGUAAACCGAUACGCAUAUCCGAUGGUUCUGGCCAUGCUAGGAACGGCUUGGGCUCUUUGGAAAAUGGCGGACAUGGUGAGAGGAUGGAAACAGAAGAUUAAGGAUGAAGUUUAUUUGAUAGGGGAGAGGUUACAUAAUUUUGGGGAUCAUAAAAAAGUGGUUGGCACUGCCACUGGCUUGGGAGCUACGGGUGUUGGAGCCCGUCGAAGAUUUGCAAUAGUUCCAGCGUUAGGAUUACGAUAUGUCUAA